AUAAAUGUACAUUAUCAUCUACUCUGAAAAGUAUAUAAGUCGACGCCAUACUUUGCUACCAUGGUGGCCUAGAUUAGACUUGAUAUGCCCUUUUCUUUUCUCUAAAUCGUUUUCUAAAAAAAAAAAAAUUAAGGAAUGGCCCAAUCAAAAGUUUUUACCCUAUGUGCCUUAAUCGUGUUAGUUGGCCUUUUAUUGCUGGUGGAGUCUAAGUCUGCACAGAGAGCACGUUUGAUUCAGUCAAGACUGGUGGUCAAGAAAACCUUAGCUCCCAGCAGAAGUUCGCCAAGACCCACGUAUCAAGGCCAUGCACUGAGACUUGUGACUAGCGCUACCAGAAGAGCGAAACAUUUCAAAGCAUUGGUGAAUACGGUAACAACAUCGAGAACGACGCCAGUGAUCACAACUUCCAGAGCAACAACCAAAGUAACAACCAAGACAACAACUCGACAUGUAACAACACAGAAAACUGUAACAACACCCAAGACGACGCCCAGGACUACCACAAGACCAACUGUACCAACGAUCACCUCUAAAUCAACUUCUGUAAAAAUAAGCACCACUUUCAAAACUACUCCCACAUCAGCUCCCCGCACUACGUCUAAAUCAACUGGCCCCACUCAAAGGACGACGCCACGCACAGGUACCACACCAAAGUCAGCCCCCAGCACCACGUCUAAAUCAACUGGCCCCACUCAAAGGACGACGCCAGGCACAGGGACCACAUUAAAGUCCACUCCCCGCACCACUCCAAGAACGUCUUGGACAUCUAAGUCCACAAAAGGACCACAGUCUACCACUUACAGAUCGACGCCCCGUGGAUCCUCCACACCAGUAAAGAGCUCGACACCAUCACACAGCAACCGUUUCCAGGAAGCUCUUCUCCAAUGCAGCCCCCAUUGUAAAGAGGGGAUCACUAUCUGCAGCCAGUUGACACAGACAACCAACUCCAUGUUCACACACCAACAGUACUGCCCAUUUAUGAACUAUCAAAUGUCAAGUCAAUCCAUCUAUAAAUGCUUACUAGACGUCAACUACUGCUCUGUCGCUGAAUAUCACAAAUUGAAGACAGCUGCCUGCAAUAACUCAAACAUAAAGAAUCCGUUCACAUUUCUGAUAGCGAUAUUUGUGAUGCUAGCUACUGCUUUGAAAGGAGUCUAAAAGUAUUAGUAUCAAUCUUUCUGUUUAAAACUAUUUACAAGUAUCAAUAAAGCGACAAAUUGGUAUUGUAAAGUAAAAUUUAUUUCUUAAAAAAUAUUAAUGUUCAUUUUACUGUUUAUUCUAUUGAGGCAAAUGCAAAAUACUCCAAAUGUUUAAUCGAGCUGAGGACAUUGUUACUUAGUAUUAGUCUAUUGUUGUGCAUUACUUUAAUAAAACAACUAUUUUUUUUAA
Messenger RNA from Biomphalaria glabrata, 1389 nucleotides. RefSeq lists its product as uncharacterized. Bases 136 to 1158 code for a protein of 340 amino acids. The transcript has 2 exons. The record is from RefSeq and is a predicted model, not a curated record. NCBI's taxonomy places the organism in Eukaryota, Metazoa, Mollusca, Gastropoda, Planorbidae.